AGACACAAUAGCCUUCAAAGCAUCAAACUUUUCCCCGUAUAAACCGCUGGCCUUGUCUAUUAUGUGUCAUUCCAUUGCCUCUUUUCCAAACUGAAGACAAAUUGUUUUACUUGGGUGGCUCUAGUUUGUAAUGGCGAAAAUGGUAGGCCUACGUUUCGAACUGAAUUGGUGAAUUUUCACCGAGAAGUUGUGUGAUUUAAAAGUUAAUACUUUUGGCAAAGAGUUCAAUUAUUGGGUUCUAGUCUGCUACGUCAUACAUUGGCAGGAAACAUUAUCUAAACAGCCGGGCCUUCCGCUCCAAGUUGAAUUCAUUGGCACCCAUUUUGUCCGUAAACUUUAUCUUUCUACUUCUACAGAAACACAGGUGUUGCCAGCGCCCUUGCCCGAAAGUAUUAAGAUAAUGUCUUGAGUAGAGUCAGAACACAUACUUAUGUACUUUCUUGGUGUUGUUUUGGAUGACGUGGCUACAUUAACCCCUGUUAUCUGUGUUCGUUCAUGCGCCGUAUUAGUAAAAACAGAACCGUGUUACCUCUCUAUUAGAAGCUGCGCAAUUGUUGUCUGUCGCUCAUUGCACACAAGUCACCAACAGUGCAUAGAAUCAGUACUAAAUUUGCCAGUGGCACAAGCGGAAUAAUCACUCAAAAGCUGUAACUGUGAAAAACUUUCGACGAACCAGGAAGUCUACUCUUUGGAUUAGCCUGCCCCAUACGUCCGAAUCAGCAAUGCUUUUGCCAGAAGUUUUCAGAAGAUUAAAGUGUUUGUGAUCACGAAUAUUCCAACGACAAGUAAAACGGAUUUGUUACAGGAGUUGUAUAUUUAUCUUUUUGCCGUUGUUGAAGUCGUGAUCGACCAUGCCAAACUGGUGGUGUGGGCCAAAACUCCGCGUUCCAAAAUGGAUGGCCCCGACAAUCGAAGGUGCGAGGACGUCGUUUCGUCGUCGUAUGGGCACGGUAAACAGCCAGGACAGUUCGUUUCGUCGUCGGCUUCGUACACUGAGCGACAACGACUACGGGUCUCGAUUUCGAGACUCGAUUCGACGCGGUCGUCGAACGAUGUCGCUCCGGAGUUUGAACAGGAGUAGGAGUGACUGGACGCUGAGACGGACGCAGUCGUUUAGAGAUUCGAUGCACUUCCGAAGACGGGAUGGGAAUUCAACCCGACGACGAGACACGACGCUGAGAAGAAAGCGAACCACGGCCGAUAUUAGGAUUAUUCGGCGAUCAUUCUGCCACACGUCAGCGUCUGAGCCUAAUUUAAGCACGACUAUUUCAGGCGAGGACGGCAACGCAGAGGAGACUGAACUCGACGAGAUGACGAAACAAGCAGACAACCUCCGGAGGGAGUAUGAACAAAUGCAAUUUCAGGAGAAAUGGCGGGAUGACAUGCUCCUCAAGCUUCAUCAGCAGAACCUAACACUCAGCGCAGAGGAGAUGCAACUUGCUUCCAAUACCACAUCAUUCAAUGGAGUGAAAAGAAGAGCUGACUCGCUGCUGGACCAGAUCCGAGUCCUGAUCAGGAAGUUCCUGGUCCUGGCCCAAGGUGAUCCAGGUCUUGUGGAGGCUUGUUUUCUGAUUGUUCAGGAAGAAGAAAGGAGAGAUGAAGAUGCGGCCAAGUGUAAAGAAGAGAAGGGAUUCAUCACCCCAGACAGACCCAAGAAAUGGAAAGACAAGAUUCUGACCGAGCUCAGAAAAGUUCCACUUCUCAGAGUGGAGAAUACACCUCAGCAAGACAGAACAGAUGAUCGGAACUGGCUAGCACUACACAUGGAGCUCAUGAGUCAAAAACUGCGAGAGGAUCUGAAAAUUCUCAAGGGUCUCUUUUCGGCGUGCCAUUCGCUGGACAGUGAUAUCGCACAGUUCUUCAUAGAUGCCUACUAUGAGUACAUGACACAACACAUUCAAGAUAUUGUGUCUACGGGGCUUCGACACAGUGAGAUAAUUCAACUAUUGAGCUGGCUAACGGAACACAAGAACGAAAUGAGAAGACUGAAUGUAUCGUUUAUCGAAGGUGUAAGCUUGGAUAAGGCUGCAGAGAGUAUCCUUCCAGAACACUCGAGGAAAGAGCUGGAACAAAGUUACUUGAAGACAGUACAUAGCAAUCUCAAGCAAUGGGCCAAGGACGCUUUGCAGAAGGAGAGAGAGGAUUGGCAGAGCGAAGACUAUUCACCGAAGCAGGAUAAAGAUGGAUACCUGUACACAGAAUUCCCCGUCCAUUUAUUCGACUUACUCAGGCAAAACCUUGAGGUGGCCCGUGAGAUCAGUCCAGGAACCUACAAAGCAUUGCUAGGAUACUGCCUAGAUGAAGUCAGAGACAUUGUACAGCACUAUGCAGCGGCCGUGAAGGUCUACAUUCCCACGAGGUCGGUAUCGACGACGCCUCCGUCGUCACCACAGCCAUCGCCGAAGUCGGCCCAGCUGGUGAAGAAGAUAAGGAAGACCGUGGAGCCGCACCUGUCGACCACGGCAGCGGAGGAGAAACGAUGUCAGCUCAACAAACCAAAGUUCUACGUGCAAUACUCGGUGGCAGCCUUGAAUAAUUUCGGGACAAUCAUCGAGCACUCCCAACUCUUCAAUCAACAGCGCCCUCAGAGUGAGAAGAAGAACCCCAAACAGACGGACGAAGAUGAGGACGAUUUCACAUACAUACUCAACAUGAUGAGAAGACUUGCUAAAGAAUGCUUUGAGAAGUUCACGAAUGACCUCUACGCUGAGAUCAAGCCACUCCUACGAUUAGUCGGCACCAAACAAUGGUUUGUUCAAAAUGGCACGUCAUGUAUUGGCGAAGUGUGCGACAUCAUCACAUCCUACACACUCCAGCUCAGAAAACAGUUCAUGGGUGACUGGAGGGAGAAGUUAGAACAGUACAUGCUCCAGGAAUACACCAAGAGUUUCAGUCGAAGGACUGCGUGUAUCACGUGCAAGAAUGCCAAGGAGAGACAGAGUGUUGCCGAGCAGAUCUCGUGGGAGUGCGAUCAGAUCGAAAACACACUUCUUUCCCUCCAAAGAGAGGCAGAGGUUCACAUAUCCGUCUUCAACAUACUCAGACAGAUGUCAGAGGUCAUUCACCUGAGUGACAAAUCAACUAUUGUACUUGAAGUAACAAGCCUUGUCAUGAAACACCCCGAAACGACAAGGAGGCAGCUGAAAGCCGUCCUAAGACUCAGAGGUGAUCUCAAGAAAGCCAAGAUAAAGAAGAUCAUCACGAACACCAUGGCGAUUGAUGAUAACGAUAGUAUCGGUUACUGCUCCGGAGAGUCGGCUGUGUCGUGUGCUACCACAGUGGGCCUGGGGUCUCCAUAAAUUUGACUGCAAUCGCGGCCGAUGUGAAUCCGACUAUCAUGAAUCCGGCCUGAAUUCUUGAAAGCCAUCUAACUUUAGGGAAAUUUGAUAUUAAUCUUGCCUGAAUGUGCAGACUUGGUACACCGAGAGAUGGAGUUUCAAAUGUCGGCCUUUACUACGUCCUGUACAAACCAGUGAGAGAGAGAGAGAGCGAGAGAGAGAGAGAGAGACAGA
Molecule: messenger RNA, 3512 nt
Organism: Strongylocentrotus purpuratus (purple sea urchin)
Lineage: Eukaryota; Metazoa; Echinodermata; Echinoidea; Camarodonta; Strongylocentrotidae
Product: exocyst complex component 3
Exons: 21
Coding region: 852-3299 (815 amino acids)
Biological process (GO): exocytosis; exocyst localization
Cellular component (GO): exocyst
Molecular function (GO): SNARE binding
Source: RefSeq, a predicted model, not a curated record